Messenger RNA from Fopius arisanus, 1172 nucleotides. RefSeq lists its product as uncharacterized. Bases 135 to 788 code for a protein of 217 amino acids. NCBI's taxonomy places the organism in Eukaryota, Metazoa, Arthropoda, Insecta, Hymenoptera, Braconidae. The record is from RefSeq and is a predicted model, not a curated record. The transcript is spliced from 5 exons.
CGCUCGACAGUUCAUUCCUUCUUUGUAAUUCCGAAUCGUAGGGUCCCGGACUCAACGUUUUGCUAUUGCCUCCUCGUCUGGACAUCAUCAGGACUUUUUAUUUCUCUCAUCUUCGGUCGUUCAAGAGCCGCAAUAUGAAGUCGAUCUUGUGUCUUUUAUUCUUUGGAGUUGUCGCUGUGACGGCACAGAGAAGAUUGGCUCUACCGGACCCCAGGAGUUGUGCAAAUCGUGUUCGUCAUGCCUCGUACAGAGACGCCAGAGGUGUUGCACACUCUUACUUCUUCAGUUGGGAGCAUCAGCCCACUAGGAACCUCGAGGUUGACUGGUUGGAUGCACGUAAUAUCUGUCGUCGUCAUUGCAUGGAUGCAGUAUCAAUGGAGACACCCCAGGAGAAUGAAUUCAUAAAGCAGAGAAUUGCUCGAGGGAACGUCAGGUACAUCUGGAGUUCUGGACGCAAGUGCAAUUUCAAUGGCUGUGACAGACCUGAUCUCCUGCCUCAGAAUAUCAAUGGAUGGUUCUGGUCAGGAUCUGGAGCGAAAAUUGGUCCGACUACUCAAAGAAACUCUGGGGAUUGGAGCAACACUGGGGGAUAUGGACAGGCACAGCCUGAUAACCGUGAAGCUGCACAGGGUAAUGACGAGUCCUGUCUGGCAAUCCUUAACAACUUCUACAACGAUGGCAUCAAAUGGCACGACGUUGCUUGUCACCACCUGAAGCCUUUUGUCUGCGAGGACAGCGAAGAGCUCCUCAACUUUGUUGCAUCGCGAAACCCUGGAAUUCGUCUAUAAGUGAUCUAAGAACUCAAGGUGGAUGAAAUCAUCGCACGUCUAGACAUAGAGAAUAUUAAAAUCGAGACAGUGGUCUUCGGUUGUCCUCGUACAUUACCGCAAACCUAUUUAUGACGUACUAACUUGUGAGUUUAUUUUCCUUCGAUUUAUUCUGAUGUUCCACACAUGGUUAUUUUGGUCUUCGCGAUGAUGAUCACUAGGUCGGAAAUAUGAUUUUCGGGUUACUGUUUCAUUCAAUACUCAUGUACAAUUCUAUCGACAAGUUUUAUUGUUUGGUCUCCUGUCUCUGUUUUUCUCUUAUAACAAUUAGUCAUAUGAUAGUUGGUUAAUUGUACAUGUAGAAUUGUGUAUUUUUUUAUUGUGAAAAUAAAUGAAAUAUUUGUA